Messenger RNA from Macadamia integrifolia, 1687 nucleotides. Its product is annotated as ankyrin repeat-containing protein BDA1-like. The transcript is spliced from 2 exons. Lineage: Eukaryota; Viridiplantae; Streptophyta; Magnoliopsida; Proteales; Proteaceae. The coding region runs from base 116 to 1504 and encodes 462 amino acids. Gene Ontology annotation, molecular function: protein binding. The record is from RefSeq and is a predicted model, not a curated record.
GAACCUGUUAAAAAUCCGAUUAAAAGAGUGAUAAAUUAAUGGAUUCUUCAGAAAGGUAGAAUCCCGACAGGUUUUCUCCAGCCUCAAGUUGACGAGAUUAUCCAGCAAUCACCAUAUGCUCUUCACAGAAGAAAUGGAUCAGAGAUUGAUCGAUGUAGCUGAAGCUGGAGAUAUAGAAGGCUUAUAUACACUCCUCAACGAAGAUCGAACUAUUCUCGAUAAGGUAGACGAGAUCGGAUUCAUAAAUACCCCUUUACACAUUUCUGUGAUCAAUGGCCAUACUCCAUUUGCUUCAGAGAUCGCAAAUCUGAAACCUAAAUUUGCUAGAAAGCUAAACGAAGAUGGAUUUAGUCCCUUACACAUAGCUGCAGCAAUUGGAAAGUUAAAGAUAGUGAGAGAUCUAUUGAAGGUUGAUAAGAACCUUUGUCUUCUUAAAGGUAGAGAGAAGAUGAUUCCUCUUCACUGUGCGGCGGCUAUUUCUGGGAAUGAAGAUGUUUUGGAAGAAUUGCUCUCUGCUCGGCCAAAAUCUAUAAAGGAAUUGACGGUUGGGAUGGAAACAGCUCUUCACUUGGCUGUGAAGAAUGAUAGGUAUUAUGCCUUGAAAGAAUUGUUGAAAUGGCUUGAUGAUAUUCCAGUUCGACGGAUGAUGCUAAAAUGGGUUGAUGAUGGAGGUAACACUAUCUUGCACUUUGCCGCAUCAAGAAGAAAACUUGAGAUGGUAAAAUUGGUAUGUCGUUAUAGUACAACAAACAACGGAAUUUUGGCAGUGCCCAUAAAUGCGAUUAAUACGGAGGGUUUUACAGCUUUGGAUAUCUUACUAUAUCAUACAAUUGAUGUACCGGAUGAGGAGGAAAUGCAAAUGCUACAAAUCCUUCGCAACUCUGGGGCCAAGAUAGGGCAACAAGUUAUUACAUUUCUUCCACCACCAGGGGAAGCCAUUAAGAGGUUUCGAAGUCGAAGAAUAACAAGAAGAAUAGCAAGUAAGUUAGAAUUCCUAUUCCCAGUGUUACGCAGAGAUGUUCCAAGUGAUGUAAGGAAUGCACUAUUAGUAGUAGUUGUUCUUAUUGUAACAGCAACCUAUCAACUUGGUAUCAACCCUCCAGGAGGUCUAUGGCAAGAUAACUAUGAUCCAAGCAGUAGUAAUGACAUCAACAGUAAUCCAUCAUCCAGAGUUAGUAGAUUAGAACAACUAGCCCAUGAAGCAGGAACACCAGUUUUGGCUACUCAGAAUCCAGGGACUUUCCUAACAAUAAUGCUUCUAAACUAUGCUGCAUUAUGUCUAUCUGUGGUUAUAACUUUUAGUCUCACAGAAGGAUACCCUUUAAGAGCCUCUGUAUUAAUUGCAUUAUGUUUAAUACUCGCGACGUACGGUGUUACAACAUCUUUGUAUUCGAGUUCUUUAUACGCAGUUCUUUUUCCGGUGCUUUUUCUUACACUCUUUGCCAUGGGAAUCAUGUAUUUACGCAGUAGAGCUAUGGAAUUAUUGAAGUGGGAGCAGACUUGACUAAUUCUUUGUGAAGUGGUGUACUAUAACAGGAAGAAGAGGAAUGAGGAAACUUGUUUACAUAUUGAGAUUGUUUGACGUCUUUGACAGUUUGGUUUUAGGAUUUGCAUAUAUUUCUUUGUAUUUGAACUUGCAAUCAGUUAAUAUGAGGCAUGAUGGUGUCCUUGGACAAUUUUUUCUUUC